Messenger RNA from Trichoplax adhaerens, 3225 nucleotides. RefSeq lists its product as uncharacterized. Gene Ontology annotation, biological process: protein export from nucleus; ribosomal small subunit export from nucleus; ribosomal large subunit export from nucleus. The coding region runs from base 1 to 3225 and encodes 1074 amino acids. NCBI's taxonomy places the organism in Eukaryota, Metazoa, Placozoa, Uniplacotomia, Trichoplacea, Trichoplacidae. Gene Ontology annotation, molecular function: nuclear export signal receptor activity; small GTPase binding. Gene Ontology annotation, cellular component: nucleus; cytoplasm. The transcript is spliced from 34 exons. The record is from RefSeq and is a predicted model, not a curated record.
AUGGCCAUUAUCUUACCCAACGAGGAUGAAGCAAAGAGACUUCUCGAUUUUAAUCAAAAGUUUCCUGUUGACAUUUUGGAUCGCACACUAGCUAGCGUUAACAUGUGCAUCGGAGAAUUGCCUCAGAGGCAAUAUUUACAAAAGGUCUUGGAUGAACUGAAGCAACAUCCGCAUUCUUGGACUGUCGUUGAAGCUAUUUUAGAACUGUCAACUUAUGACCACUCGAAGUAUUUUGCUUUGCAAAUUCUCGAGUAUGUCAUUCAAACUAGAUGGAAAGUCUUGCCACCACAGCAAAGACAAGGUAUAAAAGACUUCACUGUUGGCCAAAUAAUAAAGAUCUCUUCUGACACGGAAUUAGCAGAAAAACAGAAAACUUUCUUAAAUAAGAUGAACAUUAUCCUGGUACAGAUUUUAAAGAAAGAAUGGCCCAAAAACUGGCCAACCUUUAUCAGUGACAUUUGUGGAUCUUGUCGUACAAAUCAGUCACUAUGUCAAAACAAUUUGGUAAUUCUGAAACUCUUAAGUGAGGAUGUUUUCGAGUUCUCUCUAGGCCAAAUGACGCAAGGAAAAAUUAAGCAUUUAAAGGACAGCAUGUGCAACGAAUUUUCAGAAGUAUAUGCAUUGUGCCAGCAUAUUAUGGAAACAUCGCAAAAUCCACAGCUUAUAUGUACAACUUUGAAUACGUUAUUGCGCUUCCUAAGUUGGAUACCGCUUGGCUACAUAUUUGAAACCAACUUGAUCAACACAAUGAUUUAUAAAUUCUUGAAUGUCCCGUUAUUCAGAAAUGCAACGUUAAAAUGUCUUACGGAAAUUUCUGGAAUCAAAGCUUCGCAGUACGAAGGGCAGUUUAUAGAACUGUUUACGUCUACUCUAGCAAAUCUAAAACAGAUUCUUCCUUUAUCAAUUAACAUUAAGGAAGCGUAUGGAAAUGGAACAAAUGAUGAACAAUACUUUAUUCAAAAUUUAAGUUUAUUCCUGCAUACCUUUCUCAGUGAACAUGGAGAUGUUUUAGAGGCAAAAGCAUUGCAUUACUUGGUAUUAAUAUCUGAAGUGGAAGAAACUGAGAUAUUUAAGAUUUGCUUAGAAUAUUGGAACACAUUGGCAGCUGAUUUAUAUCGAGAGAGUCCUCUUGCAACUGCCAGCCCAAUCUUAGGCCUACCGACGCAUCAAACGCCUAGGCGCCAACUUUACCAAUCUGUUCUAUCGAAGGUGCGAUAUAUAAUGAUUUCCCGAAUGGCCAAACCUGAAGAGGUAUUAGUAGUUGAGAAUGAGCAUGGAGAAGUAGUACGAGAAUUUAUGAAGGAUACUGAUGCGAUUAAUAUGUACAAGAGCAUGAGAGAAACAUUAGUAUAUUUAACACACUUGGACUAUACGGAUAUUGAGAGAAUAAUGACCGAAAAGUUGCAAAACCAAGUGAAUGGCACAGAAUGGUCUUGGAAAAAUUUAAAUACGCUAUGCUGGGCCAUUGGCUCUAUUAGCGGCGCAAUGCAUGAAGAAGGCGAAAAACGCUUCCUUGUUGCGGUUAUUAAGGAUUUACUAGGAUUGUGUGAAGUAAAGAGAGGCAAAGACAAUAAAGCGAUCAUAGCUUCAAACAUUAUGUACAUUGUUGGACAAUAUCCAAGAUUCUUAAGGGCUCAUUGGAAGUUUUUGAAAACUGUUGUUAACAAACUUUUCGAGUUUAUGCACGAAACACAUGAUGGAGUCCAGGACAUGGCAUGCGAUACAUUUAUCAAGAUUGCUCAGAAAUGCAGACCUCAUUUUAUACAUGUUCAAUCAGCUGAAGUUAUGCCGUUUAUUGAGACAAUAUUGAAUGACCUUAGUAGUAUUAUAUGUGACUUGCAACCUCAACAGGUUCAAACAUUUUACGAAGCAGUUGGGUAUAUGAUAAGCGCUCAACCUGAUAAGGUCGUAAUGGAAAGACUCAUAGAGAAAUUGAUGUCAUUACCAAAUAGCAGCUGGGAUACAAUUCUGAACGAAGCUUCAAAAAAUCCUGAUAUUCUUAAAGAUCCAGAAAAUUUAAAAACCAUAUACAGCAUCCUAAAAACGAAUGGAAGAGCUUGUAAAUCGAUUGGGCAUGACUUUAUCGUCCAGUUGAGACGAAAUUAUUUGGAAAUGCUGAAUUUAUAUAGCACCUUAGGCGAAAGUAUCCUGUCAUGUGUUGCAACUAGGGGAGAAGCGGCUGUUAAAGAACCUGUUAUUAAAACUAUGCGAGCCAUCAAGAAAGAAAUCCUUAAAUUGAUAUCGAAGUGGAUAGAGCAAUCGCAUGAUCCUAAAACCGUCUGCGAAAACUUCAUCCCUCCUUUAAUGAAUGCCGUACUUGGUGAUUAUCAAAGGAGUAUUCCUGCUGCAAGAGAACCGGAAGUUUUAAACUCCUUUGCUAUAAUUAUAAACCGAUUAGAAAAUCAUAUCAUGGGCCAUAUUCCUGUUAUAUUUACCGCUAGCUUUCAAUGUACAUUAAAUAUGAUCAAUAAGGACUUCGAAGAAUACCCAGAACAUCGUGUAAACUUUUACUUGCUGUUACAAGCUAUUACGAAACAUACUUUUGAAGCCUUUUUUCAUAUACCACCGGAUGAAUUUUCUUUGGUAAUUAAUUCUAUAAUUUGGGGUAUGAAGCAUACGAUGCGCAAUGUCGCAGACACAGCUCUGGACAUGCUGCAGACAUUUCUGGAAAAUGUGCAAUUGCAAGCCGCCGAUGCUGCUAAGCAGGGUUUCUAUCAAGCUUUUUAUGUAUCUUUACUGCAACAUGUCUUUUCUGUGCUAACAGAUUCAUCCCAUGUUGCAAGUUUGAACAAGCAGGCAAAGAUACUGGCUUAUAUGUUCCGUAUUGUCGAAAAUGGUAAAGUUAAAAUUCCACUGUAUGAUCCUAGCAAUGCUCCUAACCCUAAUAUGGAUAACAGAACGUAUUUGUUGGAGUUUAUUGGUGGUUUGCUGAAGCAGGCUUACCCUCAUUUACUAGAUUCACAAAUUCACAUUAUCGUGAAAGGCCUAUUUGAUCUCAACGAAGACACAAACGCUUUUCGAGAACAUCUGCGCGAUUUUCUAGUCCAAAUAAAGGAAUAUUGCGGGGAAGAUGUAAGUGAUUUAUUUUUGAGUGAAAGAGAAGCAGAAUUGGCUAAAGCAGAUGAAGAGAAAAGAAAAAGGCAAAUGGCUGUGCCUGGCAUAUUAAAUCCCCAUGAGCUACCCGAUAAGCAAGAUAACGGUUUUCAGUAUUCUUUACAAAAUUGA